Serpula lacrymans var. lacrymans S7.9 is the source of this 327-nucleotide messenger RNA. RefSeq lists its product as uncharacterized. The record is from RefSeq and is a predicted model, not a curated record. The transcript is spliced from 2 exons. NCBI's taxonomy places the organism in Eukaryota, Fungi, Basidiomycota, Agaricomycetes, Boletales, Serpulaceae. The coding region runs from base 32 to 313 and encodes 93 amino acids.
AUAGAGACAACUUCAUCAGAGGCAACUAGAAAUGCUUGAAAUGCGAUUUGUAACGACGUUCGGCUGUUGGCUGAUGCGCCCUGAGGGACCUGACAUCGGAGUCUGCUGUACAGGGACACAAGCUCGGAUGAAACCACAUGCCCUAGUUAAGCACUGGCUAUGGAACAACAUCGUUAGCCAAGUGACCUCGCUCCACCAUCUUUUUCCGACUUUGCCACGGUUACACUCACAAAGGCAGAAUAGCUCAUCAGCAAACUUCCAAACUAAUAAUUUUCGUUCAACUUGGCCUGAACAGGGAAUGAUUAAUGAGUAAUGAUUGGGAUCUGU